Molecule: messenger RNA, 692 nt
Organism: Parasteatoda tepidariorum (common house spider)
Lineage: Eukaryota; Metazoa; Arthropoda; Arachnida; Araneae; Theridiidae
Cellular component (GO): chitin-based extracellular matrix
Molecular function (GO): structural constituent of chitin-based larval cuticle
Source: RefSeq, a predicted model, not a curated record
AUAACCGAAAUCAGUCUUUUCUUGUAUUUCGUGGGAAAGCAACAAAGGAAAAAAUGAUCUCACUGGUAUCCGUUUUAGCUAUUUUGGUUGUUGCUGUGAUGGCUCAUCCUCCUUUGGAACAUCAUGGGCACCAUGCAGCCAUUCCUUACAAAUUCGGUUACAGCAUUAAAGAUAAACAUGGCGAACAACACAGAGAAGAAUCUGGAACUGGUGGACAUCACGUGACAGGAAGCUAUGGAUUUACAGAUGAUCGUGGCAUCCACAGAGAGGUUCAUUACGUAGCUGACCACGGUGGCUUCAGAGCUCAAGUCAAGACCAACGAACCAGGAACCGCAAACCAGAAUCCAGCUGCCGUUCACAUUCACUCAUCUGCCCCUGCUCAUGGCCACCUCUAUGGAGGAUAUGGUGGCUACGGUAUUGGAGGUUAUGCCGGACAUGGACAAGAAUAUGCCGGACAUGGACAAGGAUAUGCUGGACAUGGGCAUGGUUAUGCUAAUCAAGGUGGAUUAGGCUACGGGUAUGGAGGUUAUGGACUUGGACUUGGUGGUCUUGGAUACGGAGCAGGAUAUGGUGGAUUAGGAUUAGCCAGUGGGCUAUUGGGUACAUUGCCAUAUGCUCGAUACGGUUACUAAAUGAAAAUUGCUCUUAGUUAUGUAAAAAAUUGAAAAAAUAAAUUUGUUGAAAAUUUUUUU